AAAACAUUCCAGGGUCGAGCGUCGAGCGGCAGACGAUCGAAAUGUGAAGGGAAAAUAUCAACACAAUCUCUUCGAAAAUGGGCAACUGUCUCUUGCUUCUUGGACUCAAGAAGCAGAAGAGGCCUGUCACACUGCUGUUGGUGGGUUUAGACAAUGCUGGCAAAACGACGGCAGCGAAGGGAAUCGUUGGAGAUCCUGUAGAAGAUACCACACCAACAGUAGGCUUUGCCCCAGAAUACCUAGAAUAUAGAGGCUGUGAAAUUACUAUAUAUGACUUAGGUGGAGGCAGUCGAAUCAGGCCAGUGUGGUCUAAGUAUUUCUCUGAGGUCCAUGGUGUAAUAUUUGUUGUGGAUUCAAGUGAUCCUAAUAGAAUACAGGAAUGUAGAGAUGUUCUUUCAAAUCUUCUGUCAGACAGAAAAGUUGCAGGGAAACCAGUCCUUAUACUUGCCAACAAGCAAGAUGUAGAAGGUGCCAUGGAUGAGAUAGACCUUGUAGAAUCUCUCAAGAUAGAACAAGUUGUUAAUAAAUACAAAUGUCCAACGAGAGUGGAAACCUGCUCGGCCAUCACUACUCGGAAAGAGAAGCCAGACAAGCCAAUUGCCGAUGGAUUCAGAUGGUUAAUAGAUACCAUUGUUGUGCAUUACAAAGAAAUCAAUAAACGAGUCGAUGCUGAUAUGGAAACUGAACGAAAACUACUAGAGAAGGAAAUGGAGGAAAGAAGAGAAAGGAUACGAAAGCUAAGGGCAGAGAGAGAGAGACAAGAAGCCCUUAAGAAUCAGGCCUUGGCUGCAAGAAACCAGGCACCUGGUGUCCCCGAUAGUGACGACUCUGAUGUUGUUGUUAGUGAUGUGACGCAGGGCCCAGGAAGCAGCGGCAUACCCAAUGGUGUAUUACCUCAGUCAAGAAGGAAGUCUGUUAAGCAAAGGAGAGAGGUAAGGAGAAACUCAACAGAUGACCAGGAGCUCAGGGAACUUGGUUUCAAGUCUCCUGCAGAUCUUCAGGAUUCUACCUCCUCUUCUUCCUCUGCAGAGCAGGCUUCCCCCGAGAGAGCACCAUCUUCCCCACCAAGUUCCAAAAGCCCAAGAAUAUCUUCAGAGACUGCAACUUCACCUUCUGAGACCUCUCAGCCAAGCAAACCUCACCGUGUCAUUCUAGUUCAAGAAUCUCCGACCCACUUGGCUGCCUCCAACAAUAACCUCUCUGUUAGUUCACCCUCCAGUACUGGAAAGGAGGUGAACUCUAAACACAGGCAGUCUCUUAGCUCACCUUCCAGCGCUGAGAAGGAUAGAGACAGUAGGAUUCUUGAUCCAAUUAGUGCUGCGUAUGCUAAUGUGUUUGGUACCUCAAAGCUGGACCUUUCAAUUGAGAAGAGAGAGAAUGAGUGUGUUCCUAUUGACUCAGAUGAUGACCUCUUUGAUAUUCCCUCAUUGUCAAAAAGUGGUCGCCAAAGUAGCCUUCCUUCAGUUACCACACGGACAAGUUCAACACCUUCUAUUAUUAGCUAUAUUAAAGAUCACCUGGAGCUGGAAGCCACAGGUAAACCACCAAAGAAGAAAUCAUUUUUGAAAAGAUAUCAUAAAACAGCCCCAUUGGUUCAAAAUAAUUCAGCUGAACAUAAUUCUGUUAAUCACAAUUCAAGGGUUCCUCCACCGCUGGCAUGACACGGAAUGUAAGAGCUAAUGUUGAUAACAUUAGCUGUAAUAAUCAUAUUCUUUAAUGAUCUGUUUUACUGUCCAGGGUUUUAGAAAAUGGACAUGUCAAUUUUACAUAACCAGUUAAAGGAAAUAGAAGUAAUGGGCAGAUUUUAUAUUUACGAUCAUGGGCAUAAAAGGUAUUUCCAAGCUAUAAUAACUAUGAUGUGAUAUUGUAUAGGUUGGAAAGGAUGACAUCCAAUAUGGCUCCAAAAGUGAAAAUUUAAGAAUUUUUUUUUUUAAGGGAACAAUGAACUCAUUAAUACAUGCAUUCCAGUAAAGAAUUACAGAUCUUUUAAUAUGUGGAAGUGUGAGAGAAGUCAUGAAAACAUCUAUGUUAGAUGGGAGUAAUAGCGGUGGAUACCAAUAACAUUGUACUGUAUAUAGUACGUGAGCAAUAGAUUUUGUUCAAAACAUUAUGAUCUCGUGUAUGAAGUGUUCCAUAAUUAAGUAAUGAGAUUUCUUAGUAGAAGUAAGUUGUUCUAGUCAUUAUAUAUCCAAGAUAAUAGAUACUUAAAAAUAUGUGACUUUCUGCUAGAAUGCUUGAAAAUAGAAAGCUUCUAGAAUUUUUGUUUUAUAAUGUCUUACUACAGUGAUUUAUGUAUCAGAGCAGUAAUUUAUGAUUUACUUGAAUUGUAAUAGCAUUUGAUUUUAAAACUGUGGUGAGAGUAUCCUAUCAGAAGCUACACAAUAGUGUCUGUGGAGAGUAAUAUGAGAAGUUAUUUCAUUGGCUCCAUAUUUCUUGGUCUUUUUCUUAUCUAUGUGUAUACAAGUUUGAUCAUUUUUAUUUUUUGGAAAUAUUUAUUUUUAUACAGACUAACAUUAUUGUUGGAUUAAGUUGUUUUGUUUGUUUGUUUCUGUUUUGAAGGGUAUAAUUUAAAUUAUAGUCUUUGUUAAGUAUCACACAUGAUAUAUGUUAUAACUGAAUCAUAAAGUACUGUUACCAUGCAACCAGAAAAUAGCCUUGAAUAACAAAAAUAAUCUGUUCUCUUCUUACAAAUUCUAAUGAUAAUGUGUGACAUUUGUCUUUAAUUCACAUUGAACAGUAAGACAAGAAAAAUGCAGCACUAUCUGAAUGUCCAGUAAGAUUUGCAUUUUCUUUUAUUUUGGCAGUACUACUGGAUUUUUAUUAUUAUUUUGUUACAAAUUUUGGUGUGUCAAAUAAUAGAUUGCAUGAAUACAAAAUUAUUUUUAACUGCAAAUUAAUAUUCAUUUUAUAUUCAUAUGGGAGGAGAGUUCCUUCCAGCUAAUAGUGCUAGUAAUAUAUGAGAAAGAAAAAAAAUUAUGUGUUGAAUAUAAGGAAAGAUCUAGUCCCUGGAGAAAUAUAUGUAUGAUGCAAUGUCUUUUUUCUUUGUAGCAAAGCAACAUAUUUUUAAAAUGUGAUCUGUUAAUACUGUGCUAGUCGCUCUGUACAAAUACCAUUGCAUAAGGUUUUGUAGUUAUGUGAAGUACUUUAGAUGCUAGAAUUCAAUAUCUGUAAGUUAUUUCAUUUCUUAGCAAGUACAAGGACAUAGACUCUGUAAUGUAUAAAAAGUACUAAUUAUUGCCAAAGGUAAAAGAAAUAACUUAUCAA
This is a messenger RNA of Penaeus monodon (black tiger shrimp), 3264 nucleotides long. Its product is annotated as ADP-ribosylation factor-like protein 13B. The record is from RefSeq and is a predicted model, not a curated record. Bases 78 to 1661 code for a protein of 527 amino acids. Lineage: Eukaryota; Metazoa; Arthropoda; Malacostraca; Decapoda; Penaeidae. The transcript has 10 exons. Gene Ontology annotation, molecular function: GTP binding; GTPase activity. Gene Ontology annotation, cellular component: ciliary membrane; non-motile cilium. Gene Ontology annotation, biological process: receptor localization to non-motile cilium; non-motile cilium assembly.